Molecule: messenger RNA, 192 nt
Organism: Saccharomycopsis crataegensis
Lineage: Eukaryota; Fungi; Ascomycota; Saccharomycetes; Ascoideales; Saccharomycopsidaceae
Gene: ATP15
Product: F1F0 ATP synthase subunit epsilon
Exons: 2
Coding region: 1-192 (63 amino acids)
Biological process (GO): proton motive force-driven mitochondrial ATP synthesis
Cellular component (GO): mitochondrial inner membrane
Molecular function (GO): proton-transporting ATP synthase activity, rotational mechanism
Source: RefSeq, a predicted model, not a curated record
AUGUCUGCCUGGAGAAAAGCCGGUUUUUCUUUCAACAAAUACGUUGCUAUCUCUUCUCAAACUCUUCGUUCUGUUUUGAAGGAAGACUUGAAGGUUGUUGCUGAAAAGCGUAACGAUGCUGAAGUCAGAUUCGUCAAGUUCAACGCCGGUGAACAACAAGGUGAACCAACUCUUUUGAGUUUGUCUAAAUAA